Messenger RNA from Abrus precatorius (Indian licorice), 1793 nucleotides. Its product is annotated as ethylene-responsive transcription factor ERF109-like. Gene Ontology annotation, molecular function: DNA-binding transcription factor activity; DNA binding. Gene Ontology annotation, biological process: regulation of DNA-templated transcription; ethylene-activated signaling pathway. NCBI's taxonomy places the organism in Eukaryota, Viridiplantae, Streptophyta, Magnoliopsida, Fabales, Fabaceae. The transcript has a single exon. The record is from RefSeq and is a predicted model, not a curated record. The coding region runs from base 57 to 749 and encodes 230 amino acids.
AAAUCGACACAUUCAACGCGCCCAACACCAACCCCUUCAACCCCCCAACCCACACCAUGUCUUCCUCCUCCUCCUCCUUCUCCCCCGCCUCUCUCUCCACCGAGCAAGAGCUCUCCGUCAUCGUCGCCGCCCUCACCAACGUCGUCGCCGGCUCCACCUCCUCCACUUCCGUCUCCGAAUUCCGCCUCCCCCUUACUUCCGACACCUCCGCCGGCACCAGCUUCGACCGGAUUGUGCCCAACAUGGACACUUGUCGCGAGUGCAACAUCGCCGGCUGCUUGGGAUGCAACUUUUUCCCCGAAGAGAAGAAGAAGCAGAAGAGACCCAAAAAGAAGUACAGAGGCGUGAGGCAGAGGCCUUGGGGCAAAUGGGCUGCCGAAAUCCGAGACCCCAGACGCGCGGCCCGGGUCUGGCUCGGGACAUUCAAUACUGCAGAGGAAGCCGCCCGGGCUUACGACAAGGCCGCUAUCGAGUUCCGCGGCCCGCGGGCUAAGCUCAACUUUCCGCUGGUGGACGAGUCCCUGAGCUUGCAACAGAGCGAGGCAGAGAGGGUUGCCAUUGCCGCCGAAGAGGAAAUAAAGGAAGAGAAUCUGAAUCAGGGAAUGGAAAUGGAUGCACUCGCGUUUGGAAACAAGGAUACCGAAUUCUGGGAUUGGAUUGGCGAAGACGAUUUUCAACAGCUCAAGAGGAUGAUGGAUUUUGCUGGAGACUCUUCCGAUUCUGCUACUGGGAACACUCUUAGUUCCUAAGCCUUCUAAAUUCGAUUUAACGUAAUAAUAAGUUUUGGUAGUGUGUGUUUAAAAUGUACAAUUAAGCUAAGCCCAUUCGUUAGCUUCCCUGGAUUUUUCAGGAAGGAGGCUACAAAUUACAUUUCAUGAGUUCAGUGUUUGAUUUCACCCCAGAAGCUGUUCUGUAUAAAAAUUGCCGAGUUAUUAUCAAUUAUUAGCUAACUUACGUUAGAAGAAACGAUACGAUAAUAUUGAAUUAGUGAAAUUUUAAUAUGGGGUUAUAAAGAAGGAAUUUGUCUUUAUUAUGUCAGGUGUGUUGGUUAAAUAUCACAACUGACAGUUGAUGUCUAAGUGAGAUUCUACUAACCGAUGUUGGGUACAGAGGAGCACAGUGAAUUGGGUGAUGAGGAGAAUUUGAGGGUAGGGGUUGGAGCCCACUAUGUGUCACCUGAAGACGUAGAAGUCGUGUGGUGCGCACUGGCAAAGGAAAAUGAUUCUAUUACCAAGUCACAACAAAAAAGUUACUUGGUAGGGCCGCGUAGUGUCCACGGUGAUGCCACGUCUACAGGGAACAUUAACCGCUGUAAUUGAAGCACGUUUUCAUUUCCUCGCGUUUUCAAUGUGCUCCAUUCAUCACGUGCUGGACUAUGGAUGAUGAGAUAAAGCAAUUUAAAAUAAGGCUUUAGUGACGUCUGAUUCUUCCAACUUAAAAUAAAAAAAAUUGAGAUUAGUUAGCUGGGUGGGUUCUGCAACUUGGGUUAAUUGAUCUUUUUUAUUAGCUUCUCUUUCUCUUUGGUCUUAUCUUAUUCCCAAUAUAAAUAUUCAAUUUCAUUGUUCUUAUUUUGUAACUACGUUUGCGGUCAAAUGUCACUCCUGAACUACUCGUUUAUAGCGCACAGGGGCAUGACAUAUUCAGUGACGCAAAUAUCUGUUCGGUCCCCAUUUGUGGACUCGACGCACAAUUUUUAAUAGAGUUUCAUUCUUGGACUAAUCCGUAAUUCUACUAUGUAUAAAAAUGUAAGUAACUAUAGGAAGCUCUUUUUAUAAGAUGCAAACAAGCCAAGA